Molecule: messenger RNA, 1827 nt
Organism: Melozone crissalis (California towhee)
Lineage: Eukaryota; Metazoa; Chordata; Aves; Passeriformes; Passerellidae
Product: Fc receptor-like protein 3
Biological process (GO): cell surface receptor signaling pathway
Molecular function (GO): transmembrane signaling receptor activity
Source: RefSeq, a predicted model, not a curated record
ACCCAGCUCCUGGUGGAGCCCCCCUGGACACCACCGGUGCUGUGGGACCGGGUGACACUGACCUACCAGGGCUUGGGGACCACCGAUGCCACCGCCUGGUACAAGGAUGGGCAGCGCUUGUGGCAGGAGAGACAGGAGCGCUUCACUGUCACCGAGAGUGGCACCUACUGGUGUGACAGACCCGGCACCGGAUGCAGCCCCCUCGUGAUAGUCUUACAACCCUGGCUGCUGAUGCAGGAGCCAGGGCGGGCGCUUCUGGAGGGGGACACAAUGACACUGCGCUGCCGGGGUUGGGAGAACAGAACGGUCAACUCGGUGUCCUUCUACCGAGAGGGGAAGGAACUGGAGAGGCUCCGCGAUGGCACCAAGCUGUCCCUGCCCUCUCUGCAGCUGAACCACAGCGGCAGCAACAGCUGCGAGGGCCAGGUGAAAUUCGGGACAUCAGAGAAGUUGUAGCAGUCAGUGCCGGUGACAGUGACAGUGCACGAGCUCUUCUCGGUGCCGGUGCUGGAGGGUCCCUCCAAGCCCACCGUGGAGUCCUCCCUGACUCUCAGCUGUCUCAGCACCCCCAGCCCCCUGCAGCCCCAAGCCCCCCUCCUGCGCCUGUUCUACCGGGAGCAUGUGGUGGGGGGCCCGCAGGGGUCCCCACAGCUGCUGGUGCCCGUGGGGAUCUCCCACUCGGGGAAUUACAGCUGUGAGGUGCGCUCCGAGGGUGGGGCCAUGCAGAAGAGCAGCGCCUGGCUCCGCAUCACAACGCGCCGGGUCCCACUCUCAGGGGUGUCCCUGUUGGUGCAGCCACCCAGGGGACAGGUGGCACUCGGGGACAGCCUGCUGCUGACCUGAGAGGUGGCCAUGAGGACAGGCCUCCUGUCCUUCUCCUGGCACCGGGAGAGCUUGGGUGCACUUCUGGCCACCGGCCCCUGCCUGGAGCUGCAACACGUUGGGGACAAUGACAGCGGCCAGUACCAGUGCCAGGUCAGCGACGGGAACAGCAUGGCCAAGAGUGACUCCCUGAAUGUCACCGUUCUGGUGCCUGUAGCCAAUGCUACCAUCACUCCCGGUCCCCUGUCACACCAGGUGCGUGCAGAGGACAACGUGACCCUGCGCUGCUCAGUGCAGGUGGGCUCAGCCCCUGUCACCUUCACCUGGCUGCACAAUGGGCAGGAGGUGGCCCGGGGUCCCCUCCUGGAGCUCAGGGACAUCGAUGUGGGACACUCAGGCACCUACCAGUGCGUGGCCACCAACCAGCUGGGACAGGACGGGCACCGCAUGUUCCGGGCACUGAGCCCAGAGCUGGCCCUGGAGGUGCAUCCCCCCGUGCCACCACCCUCCAGGAUCCCCAGGCGACCUACGCAGAGCUGCGGAGACCCCAGGGGUGACCGCAGGAACCCGCUGCACCACAGUGGCCGCUACAGAUGUGAGGGCUUGGUGGGGUCCUGGCAGUCACGGGGUCCCGCCCUCAGGGGUGUCCCUGUUGGUGAGCCCCCUGGGGGACAGGUGGCACUCGGGGACAGCCUGCUGCUCAGCUGUGUGGUGGCCAUAGGGACAGGUCCCUUGUCCUUCUCCUGGCACCGGGAGGGCUCAGGGGCACUGCUGGGAACCAGCCCCCGCCUGGAGCUGCAACACGUUGGGGACAAUAACAGCAGCCAGUACCGGUGCCAGGUCAGCAACGGGAACAGCGUGGCCGAGAGUGACUCCCUGAAUGUCACUGUUCUGGUGCCUGUAGCCAAUGUCACCAUCACUCCCGGUCCCCUGUCACACCAGCUGCGUGAUCCUGCGCUGCUCGGUGCAGCUCUCAGGAAGUCCCAGGACAGGACCCCCAGGUGA